GUACGCUUGCUACCUACUGAAUAGUAUGAGGGAACUUCAGCUCUCUUGGCAACCGGUGUUUUCCCUGUCUAAAAAACCAGUCAGACGGUCGAGGACCCGCCGGCCUAAUGCCAACCCUCACCAACUCGAAUUUAUCGUAGAGCAUCCGGCCCAGGACCGGCCCUCUAUACAGUCGGUAAAAGAUAAUCUAUGUUCUCUUGAUCAAAGAUCCAAUAAUUCUUCUACAAGGUCUAGUAUCAGCAGUCCUGACUUGAAGUCAAGCCAAGGAGCCACUACGGAGCGCCCCUCGUAUGCACGCGACAGCAUAAAUCAAUGUAUACCCGGCCAUUUGUCCACGUCUCUGGCCGAAUGCGAAGCUGAAAAGGCUGAGUGCAGUCUACCUAGCCUCAAUGCUCAAUGUGAAGAAUUGUUCAUUCCCACCUCAAUACCAUCCAGUGUCUUAUACAGUACCCUUGGUCAGCGGUACUACAAUAUCCUUGAACGAUUACCGAGAAAGCUCGGUUCCCAAACCCAUGUUCCUCGUCCAUGCGGUGAUGGCUUUAGCUGGUCACCAUCUCGAAAGCACAUCCACCGACACCCAUCGUCAUGCCGCACUUCAGUCACUCCGCCAGAACCUUGACAAGUACAACAGUACAAAACAUAGAGAAUCUAUCCUUGAUACCAUUAUCAUCCUGUUUUCACUAGAUGAAACCCAGUCUGCCCUUGGAACUUGGCGAACCCAUCUCCUGGGAGCAUACGGCCUUUUCGAAGCUUGCGGCGGCAUCGAGAAGUGGGCCACCUCCGCUAGGACACAAGUGCAAAUAGGAAUACUGUUAUGGUGGGAUGCGAUCACAAGUCUGGUCAACAGGGAAGAUUGUGUGCUCCCUUAUGCUUAUUUUGAAGCCCUUAUGUCAGGGUACAACGGCCAAGAGUGGGACUUUUUCCGUCUAUGCGGAUGUCCACUCAGUCUUGUGAAGGUAGUGAUGCAACUAGCACGAUUAGCUGCAGAACAGCGAAGAUCGUCCUUAAACCAGUACACUACGUUUGAUACGACGCUCCUAUCCGCACUUGAAAAAUCACUUGAGUCGUGGCAUCAUAUUUCGCCAGUUACCGCCUUUCACAACGAAGAGAGCAUGCAGCAAGACGUAGACAAUAUGCACUGCGCUGAAGCUUGGAGAAACGGGCUCCUCCUCUAUCUAUAUAGGGUUUUCCGGUGGAUGCCCGGGUGUAGUGUCCCGUUUCAUAUCUUGUACCGCGCAAGAACUAUAAUGGACCAUGUCUUUGCCUGCCGCGACAAAUGCAUGAUCUCCAGACAGGCCUUGCUGCCGCUCUUCUUUGCAGGAUGUGAAUUGCAAGCCCCCUCAUCGCACAGGAAGAUAUUAAAUCUCUGUGCGUCUUGGAAUGAUAGGACAAGAUACCACAUGUUCAGCACCACCAUGCCACUACUAGAAGCGGUAUGGGCUGAGCAAAAGACAAACGGCUUCGAGAAUGUUUGGUGGGGGCAGAUCAUUGACAGGCAGCACUCAUCCGAUAGCCAUUCUCCUCUGCAGGUGCGGAUUUGCUUUGGCUAGCCAGCGCAUUUUCUUUUGUCAUGUCCUUUCGUAACGGUCAUUUUUCUGAUGACUAUCUAAUUUGGAGUUACUAUGUUUUCUUGAUAUAUUUAUCCAUGCCAAACUGCCCACAGACUGGUAUUAUGAAAAUCUAUAAAGCGCUCUAACACAGAGAACCGCAUUGGCGCACUAUACGUAUGGAAAAGUCCCAACUUAGGGACCAGGUCCGACAUCUCGCAACCCGCUGCAUCAAUAUAGAUGAUACCGGGGGGUCUUUCGUGGGGAGGCCGCAUUGCUAAUAGACAAAUUGGACUGCCCACUUCACUCAGCCGUGG
Aspergillus caelatus is the source of this 1864-nucleotide messenger RNA. Its product is annotated as transcription factor domain-containing protein. Gene Ontology annotation, molecular function: transcription cis-regulatory region binding; DNA-binding transcription factor activity. Lineage: Eukaryota; Fungi; Ascomycota; Eurotiomycetes; Eurotiales; Aspergillaceae. Bases 390 to 1550 code for a protein of 386 amino acids. The transcript is spliced from 4 exons. Gene Ontology annotation, cellular component: nucleus. The record is from RefSeq and is a predicted model, not a curated record. Gene Ontology annotation, biological process: positive regulation of transcription by RNA polymerase II.